Messenger RNA from Bombus terrestris (buff-tailed bumblebee), 1103 nucleotides. RefSeq names its product glucose-induced degradation protein 8 homolog (gene Hou). Gene Ontology annotation, cellular component: nucleus; cytoplasm. Gene Ontology annotation, molecular function: protein binding. The transcript has 4 exons. Bases 277 to 969 code for a protein of 230 amino acids. The record is from RefSeq and is a predicted model, not a curated record. Gene Ontology annotation, biological process: proteasome-mediated ubiquitin-dependent protein catabolic process. Lineage: Eukaryota; Metazoa; Arthropoda; Insecta; Hymenoptera; Apidae.
ACACUUGCGCAUCAUUCGUGCACGUUAAUUUUUGGGGCAUACUUCGAUUGUGUUUGCUAUUAAUAUCGAACGGAGCGUUAUUCGUUGUUCGUCACUUCUCCACACAACUUUAUUAAGAUAUACUUUCAACAUUAUAUUUCCAGUUUACUGUACAGGAAAUUUACUUACACUUUUUUCGAGUCGUUAGUAUUGGGUACCUCGAUUGAAUCUGUAGGUACAUAGUAGUCUACGAUAUUUUGGGUUGUCAUAAACAUUGAUGCUGAUUGUCAAAGAACUAUGAGCUACCCGGAGAAACACGAUAACAUAACGAAGGAUGAAUGGGUCGCCAAGUUGGAAGAGAAUUCUUACACACAACGUGUUUCUAUGAACAAUUUGAUUAUGAAUUAUUUAGUUACAGAGGGAUUCAAAGAAGCUGCGGAGAAAUUUCAACAAGAGUCUGGAGUAGAGCCCACAGUAGAUCUAAGCUCUUUGGAUGACAGGAUUCGUAUUAGGGAAGCAAUUCAAAAUGGUCGUAUUCAGGAGGCAACGGAUCUCGUGAAUCAGCUGCAUCCAGAGUUAUUGGAUAACGAUAGAUAUCUUUACUUCCAUUUGCAGCAGCUGCAUCUAAUUGAACUGAUUCGUACAGGAAAAAUAGAGGAGGCUCUGCAGUUUGCUCAAGAUAGACUGAGCGAAGCUGGAGAAUCAGACGAUAUUAUUUUGUGUGAAUUAGAGCGUACUUUAGCUCUAUUGGCUUUUGAUGAGCCCCAUAAGAGCCCUUAUAGCGAUUUACUUCAUCCAACUCAUAGGCAAAAGAUAGCAAGCGAGCUGAAUGCAGCUAUAUUGAAGAUGGAGCACAAAGAGUCAACUAGCCCACGAUUAAAUAAUUUGCUGAAGAUGAUACUUUGGGCACAAGAUGAGCUGGAAAAGAAAAAAGUGAAGUAUCCAAAAAUGACAGAUUUGGGCAGUGCUACUAUUGAGAGUCCAAAAUAAUUGUAAACAGGCAAAGUGUGGGACAAUAUGAAUGUAUUUAUUAGUACAAGAAAAUGAACGUAUGAUUGUACCAUAUUAGUGUCUACCAUGUGAGCAGGGCUUAGGAAAAAAACAGACUUGAGCAUUUUAACAUA